Didymodactylos carnosus is the source of this 537-nucleotide messenger RNA. Lineage: Eukaryota; Metazoa; Rotifera; Eurotatoria; Philodinida; Philodinidae. The record is from the annotation of a GenBank genome assembly.
AUGCCUCAAUCAAAUUCAGCUUCACUCGUUUCAAAACUGCAAACUCCAUUGAUCUCAUCAUCAAAAUCUAUAGUUAAUGUCCAAGCUGUUUGUACUUUGUAUGGAGAUGGUGUCACUGGCUGCAUACGCUUCUCUCAACCGAUCGGCUCAAUUCACGUCAAAAUUCAAGGCGAAAUUCAAAACUUGCCACCGAAUACAAAACAUGGUAUGCAUAUUCAUACCUUCGGUGAUCUGUCGGAUGCUGGUCCACAUUACAACCCUGAAAAUAAAGGUCACGGCGCACCAUUUGAUCUUGAACAUCGUCACAUGGGUGAUCUAGGCAAUAUUGAGUCAAAUCAAGAUGGAAUAGCCAAAUUUGAGAUCAUGGAUCAGAAAAUAACACUGUUUGGUCCAUACACAAUUAUUGGACGAUCAUGUAUUAUCAGUGAAAAAGAAGAUGAUUAUGCGAGGGGUGAAACAGAAGAUAGUAAAUUAAAUGGAUCGACUGGCGCAAAAUUGGCAUCUGGCAUUAUUGGAAUAGCAAAUAAUGUUGCAUAA